AAAGUGGUCCUCAAUCGCUUUCACUUUCGUGAUGCAUUGAUUGGAAUUUAUUUUUAGUGUAAAGAUGAUUAGCUAGUGAUUGCAACCAGUGGAAUGUAAAUCUCUUUAAAAAAUGUUACUUUUUAUGUUUUAAUGUUGUUGUUUUUUUAUCUUACUUUUUGUCAGAGAAAAUCAAACUGCCAUGGAAUAUUGUGAACAAGUACUUAUGUUAUGGAGCAUAAUAACUUUAUCAGAGUCCUGAUCCUAUGAUCCUGCAGUGCAGAGGGCUAUCUUCUGCAGACGACACUACAGUGGUAGGCUUGAUUACCAAUAACGACGAGACGGCCUACAGGGAGGAGGUGAGGACAAUCGGAGCGUGGUGUCAGGAAAAUAACCUCACACUCAAUGUCAACAAAACAAAGGAGAUGAUCGUGGACUUCAGGAAACAGCCGAGGGAGCAGCCCCCUAUCCACAUUGACGGGACAGUGGUGGAGAGGGUGGAAAGUUUUAAGUUCCUCGGCGUACACAUCACAGACAAACUGAAAUGGUCCACUCACACAGACAGCAUGGUGAAGAAGGCGCAGCAGCGCCUCUUCAACCUCAGGAGGCUGAAGAAAUUCAGCUUGUCACCAAAAACACUUACAAACUUUUACAGAUGCACAAUCGAGAGCAUCCUGUCGGGCUGUAUCACCGCCUGGUACGGCAACUGCUCCACCCAUAACCAUAAGGCUCUCCAGAGGGUAGUGAGGUCUGCACAACGCAUCACCGGGGGAAAACUACCUGCCCUCCAGGACACAUACACCAACCGAUGUCACAGCAAGGCCAAAAAGAUCAUCAAGGACCACAACCACCUGAGCCACUGCCUGUUCACCCCGCUAUCAUCCAGAAGGCGAGGUCAGUACAGGUGCAUCAAAGCUGGGACCGAGAGACUGAAAAACAGCUUCUAUCUCAAGGCCAUCAGACUGUUAAACAGCAAUCACGAACAUUGAGUGGCUGCUGCCAACAUACUGACUCAACUCUAGCCACUUUAAUAAUGGAAAAAUUGAUGUAAUAAAUGUAUCACUAGCCACUUUAAACAAUGCCACUAAUGUUUACAUACCUUACAUUACUCAUCUCAUAUGUAUAUACUGUACUCUAUACCCUCUACUGCAUCUUGCCUAUGCCGUUAGGCCAUCACUCAUCCAUAUAUUUUUAUGUACAUAUUCUUAUUCAUUCCUUUACACUUGUGUGUAUAAGGUAGUUGUUGUGAAAUUGUUAGGUUACAUUACUUGUUAGAAAUUACUGCAUGGUCGGAACUAGAAGCACAAGCAUUUCGCUACACUCGCAUUAACAUCUGCUAACCAUGUGUAUGUGACAAAUAAAAUUUGAUUUGCUUUUGAUUCCAGUCAUUACAAUACAUGUUAUAACCCUUGAUCUUCAAGAAUAGAACUUGGAAAUAUGGAAGUAUAGAUUAGCCAAAUUGUUUUACCUGAGCAUAACCACAAAACUAAGGAUUUAUUAGCCAGCCCUACUUUGUUGUUUAUGAUUUCGUUGUCUUGGAGGACUGAUUGGGCUCAUUGAUUUAAGUUAAAAAAUAAAUGCUGCUGUGCUCAUGGAAAGGUAUUGUAACAUUUGUCGUUGGAAGGAGACCAAGGUGCAGCGUGGAAGGCGUACAUUCUUUUUAUUUAAAUGUUCCACCAAGAAAACCAAUACAAGAACGAAAAGCUUCGUCAUGCAAACUACAUGCACUCAAACAAAGACAAGAUCCCACACUGAAAGAGGGGUAAAAAAAAAGGGCUGCCUAAGUAUGAUCCCAAAUCAGAGACAAUGAAAGACAGCUGCCUCUGAUUGGGAACCACACUCGGCCAAACACAAAGAAAUAGAGAACAUAGAAUGUCCACCCAAAUCACACCCUGACCUAAUCUCUAAGGUCAGGGCGUGACAGGCAUGCUUUGAGCGCUACUGAAAAGUGCUAUUUACAUGUGAAAAAUGAAUGCCAUUUGCUGCAUUUGCUAUAGGCCUAUUGUUUACCUUUUUGUUGGUGACACUUUGAUAUAUUUUAAAUGGCAAAUCCACAGAUGAAACAACAAAAAGGUCACCCCACCUCUGUUUUGGUAAAAAGCUGAGGGAUGGGCCUGGAGUAAUGUAACCAUUUCAGAUUAAUAGACAACUAUGAAUGUGUAACGGAUGUGAAAUGCUAGCUUAGUUAGCGGUGGUUCGCGCUAAAUAGCGUUUCAAUCAGUGACGUCACUUGCUCUGAGACCUUGAAGUAGUAGUUCCCCUUGCUCUGCAAGGGCCGUGGCUGUUGUGGAGCGUUGGGUAACUAUGCUUCGUGGGUGACUGUUGUUGAUGUGUACAGAGGGUCCCUGGUUCGCGCCCGAGUAUGGGCGAGGGGAUGGUCUAAAGUUAUGUUACAGAUGCAUAUU
Messenger RNA from Oncorhynchus masou masou (cherry salmon), 2384 nucleotides. RefSeq lists its product as uncharacterized. NCBI's taxonomy places the organism in Eukaryota, Metazoa, Chordata, Actinopteri, Salmoniformes, Salmonidae. The record is from RefSeq and is a predicted model, not a curated record. The coding region runs from base 246 to 968 and encodes 240 amino acids. Gene Ontology annotation, molecular function: methyltransferase activity; 2-oxoglutarate-dependent dioxygenase activity. The transcript is spliced from 2 exons.